AUGAGCUACUUCCGAAUAACCCUUCAACGCUCCGCAAUCGGCCUCCCACGGCGCUCAACAGAUGUUCUGAAAGCGCUCGGCCUGAAGAAGCGCUCGUGUACCGUCUUCCACAGAGUCUCGCCGUCAGUCGCAGGCCAGAUCAUGAGAGUCAAGGAGCUGGUGUCGGUUGAAGAAGUGCAACAACGCCUGACGAAACAAGAGGUGCAUCUUGAGCGCAAGCCUGAUCCGGGGUAUUAUGUUGAGACGAAGUAUCAAGACAUGGAGAAGGUUAAGGAGGUAUAA
Messenger RNA from Penicillium lagena, 282 nucleotides. Its product is annotated as mitochondrial 54S ribosomal protein uL30m. The transcript has a single exon. NCBI's taxonomy places the organism in Eukaryota, Fungi, Ascomycota, Eurotiomycetes, Eurotiales, Aspergillaceae. Gene Ontology annotation, cellular component: mitochondrion; large ribosomal subunit. The coding region runs from base 1 to 282 and encodes 93 amino acids. Gene Ontology annotation, biological process: translation. The record is from RefSeq and is a predicted model, not a curated record. Gene Ontology annotation, molecular function: structural constituent of ribosome.